AUGGCCAUAAUAGAAAAACCAGUUAAACGAACGACAUACCACAAAGUUAAAAAAAAUAAACAAAAAUUAGAAACAACCAGCCACGAGGCUAACCAGGCAGCAAACGCUUUAAUUAAUGAAAAUGCGGACCUAAAAAAACAAACAACCGCUCAAAAAGAAGAAAUUGACCAAAAAACCACCGAAAUCAGCCGGUUAAGAGCCGAAAAUAAGAAAUUAGCAAAUAGAAGAAAAGAUUCCGGUUAUGAAGAAGACGAAGAAGAAAUAAUUAACAGGAUUAUUGCUGAAAAGGCCAAAUUUGAAGCCCAAAUUAAGGAAUUAGAAAAACGACCAACGGCCGAACAACUGGCCGAAGCCGAGAAGAAAAUGUUCGAUGCUAAUGAGGCCAACACCAAACUCCAAAAUCAAAUUGCCAGCCUAAAAAAAGAUUACAAGCAAGCCCAGAAAAGUUUUGAUAAUAAAUUAAAAACCCAAGAGGAGUCAUUUGAAGAAGAGAAAGGGGAAAUU
Racocetra fulgida is the source of this 504-nucleotide messenger RNA. Lineage: Eukaryota; Fungi; Glomeromycota; Glomeromycetes; Diversisporales; Gigasporaceae. The record is from the annotation of a GenBank genome assembly.